Prorocentrum cordatum is the source of this 1002-nucleotide messenger RNA. NCBI's taxonomy places the organism in Eukaryota, Dinophyceae, Prorocentrales, Prorocentraceae. The record is from the annotation of a GenBank genome assembly.
AUGCAGAAGAUGUGCUGGGGCACAGGUGGCCAGCGAAGCCCCGAGAAGGCCCAGCGAGAUUCUGUCUCAGGCAGCGGCGACGGCGACUUCCCCGAACGAGCCAUCCAGGAGGAGCUUUGCCGGGCCGUCGCCGAGCUGUCCCUCCGCGAGCUCGCCAGCAGCGCGCAGUGGGCGGCGGAGCUGUCGGUGGCCCUGCCCGACGAGGAGGGGCUUGGCCACCUCGACAAAGCGUCUGACGGAGAGAUCGCGGAUUUCAGUCUGAGGGCAAGACAAAACGCGACCAGGGCGCACCGAGUUCUGCAGAGUGUGAACCAGCAAGGCGUCGAGAAGCUGCGAGUGGGCAAGAGCCCAGACACGCAUGUGGACGUGUGGCGACGGCUUGGAGAGACGAUAGCCAACCACCCCGACAAAGGGCUCAGAGUGCUGAAGGUGGAGAGUCACCUCAGCGCUGACGAGGCGCUCGAGCAGGGCGUGAGCCCAGCCAGCUUCCUUGUGAAUUCUAUCGCAGAUGCGGAGGGCGGCGAGGAGGCGCCGCCGGGCCCCAGCUGCGGCGGCGGGGCGGGCGCGAAGAUGCACCGGAGCCUGAUGCUGGCCAAGGCCCACUUCGGCAUGCGGGAGUACGGCCGGGCCGCACACGCGCUGUCGACGCCGCCGGGCAUCCCGGACCUGCACCGCUCCCAGCCCGCGCUCUUCCUGCGGUUCUACGCCUUGUACCUCGCGGGCGAGAAGCGGAGGGAGGAGGAUCGAGGCCGCCGAGGUCGCCGACCACGCGGAGAAGGGCCAGGUGCGCAACCAGGAGAGCUGAAGGCCAUCCAGGAGCAGCUCGGACACCUCCACCAGCAGGGCCUGCUGGAUGGCCUCGGCCUCUACCUGUACGGCGUCGUGCUGCGGGGCGCGGAGCGGGCGACGGAGGCCCGCGGGGUGCUGCUGGAGUCCGUCCGCGCGUUCCCGUGCAACUGGUCGGCCUGGCUGGACCUCCUCGCGGUCAGCCAGGAGACCUGA